AUGUCCUCUUUGCUUGAAAUUGUUCUUCUGCAGCAACAAACUGUAAAACUCUUGCUUGGGAUACUUGUAAUUUCAGUAGCAAUAUUUGUCGCAACAGCAGCAACUGAAGUAUCCAAUUCCAGCUGCAACAGAACAUGUGGAUCGCUUGAAAUUCCCUACCCAUUUGGAACAUCCGAAGGCUGCUACCUUGACUCAUCUUUUCUCAUUACUUGUAACUCUUCCUCCUCCUCCAACUCCGAGACGAGUACUCCAACACCAUUUCUGCGCGUUGGUAACAUAGAGGUACUCAACAUAUCAUUGGAUGGUGAACUGCGAGUUUCAACUUAUAUAGCCCGUGAUUGCCCACAGGAAUCGAACUAUAAUUUCAACAAUAGAUAUACCUCUCUCGGCCUGCGAGAGUUUCCCAUCUCAUAUACAAAGAACGUGUUCACCACUGUUGGUUGCGACACUCUGGGGCUCAUUGGAAGUUUUGCCUCAGACAAGAAUUCUACAACAGGAUGUGUUUCAGCCUGUGACAGCAUCGACGGUAUGGUUAACGGGUCUUGCUCUGGCAUAGGAUGUUGCCAAACUCCUAUCCCAAAUGAAAUAAAAGAUUUUAUUGUGUCGGUUAAGCACUCCAAUGUGAGCGAAUUCAAUCCAUGUGGUUUCGCUUUUGUGGUUGAAGAAAAAGCAUACAACUUUUCCACCUUAGAUCUUCAGAAUAUGCAGGAUAAAGAAGUUGUUCCCUUGGUGUUAGAUUGGGUAGUUGGGAACCAGACAUGCGAAGAUGCUAAGAAGAAUACUACAGGAUACGCAUGUAAGGCAGCGAAUAGUGAAUGUUACAAUUCUACAAAUGGUCCUGGGUAUCGCUGCAACUGCUCCUUAGGCUAUCACGGAAACCCAUAUCUCUCUGGUGGUUGCCAAGGUACAUAA
Juglans regia (Persian walnut) is the source of this 912-nucleotide messenger RNA. Its product is annotated as wall-associated receptor kinase 2-like. Gene Ontology annotation, molecular function: polysaccharide binding; protein serine/threonine kinase activity. The record is from RefSeq and is a predicted model, not a curated record. Gene Ontology annotation, cellular component: membrane. Bases 1 to 912 code for a protein of 303 amino acids. Lineage: Eukaryota; Viridiplantae; Streptophyta; Magnoliopsida; Fagales; Juglandaceae. The transcript has a single exon.